AUGGAGUCUUGGAAGGAGGGCACUAAUUGUUGCUCAUGGGAUGGGGUUACCUGUGACAGUGUGAGGGGGGACGUGAUUGGUCUUGACCUCAGUUGUAGCCGGCUUUACGGCACCAUCCCUUCCAACGCUAGCCUCUUUCUUCUCCCUCACCUGCUUUACGACUUUUAUUAUUCCCAAAUUUCAUCUGGGUUUGGUCGUUUUGCUAAGUUGAGAUAUCUUAACCUUUCCGGAUCCUGGUUUUAUGGUGAAGUCCCACUUGAAUUAUCCCACCUCUCCCAAUUGUCCUCACUAGAUCUUAGUCUCGAUACAUCUGUUGUGAAGAGGCUUGUUCAAAAUCUGACCAAGCUAAGGGAACUUCAUCUUGAUAGGGUUAACAUGUCCUCUGUUUCUCUUACUUCUUUCAGGAAUUUGUCUUCUUCUUUGGCAUCCCUUACACUCGAACAUUGUGAUUUGCAUGGAAGUCUGCCAGAUCUUGACAUUUUCGGCUUACAAAACUUACGCGAACUCAAUUUAGGAAAUAAUAGUUUGAGUGGUGAGAUACCAUCAUCAUUUUCAAACCUCAAGGCACUCUCUUACUUGGAUCUAAGUGGGAACAAUCUCAAUGGACCAAUACCUACGUUGUUUGGGAACCUCACCAAAGUUACUAAAAUUUUCCUAAACAAUAACAACUUCACUGGCCAAAUUCCAUCAUCACUUUCAAAUCUAAAGGAUCUCAAUGUUAUUGACCUCAGCAACAACAAAUUUGAAGGAUCAAUACCAGUGUCUCUUGGGAACCUCACAAAAGUUACUGAUUUUAUGCUCCAAUAUAACAACUUCACCGGCCGUAUUCCUUCAUCACUUUCACAUCUAAAGGUUCUCAAUCUUAUUGACCUCAGUUACAACAAAUUUGAAGGAUCAAUACCAGUAUCAUUUGGGAACCUCACAAAAGUUACUGAUAUUAUGCUCCAAUAUAACAACUUUAGCGGCCAAAUUCCAUCAUCACUUUCAAAUCUGAAGUAUCUGAACGUUAUUGACCUUAGUUACAACAAAUUUGAAGGAUCAAUACCAGUGUCUCUUGGGAAGCUCACAAAAGUUACUGAAAUUAUGCUUCAAUAUAACAAUUUCACUGGCCACAUUCCAUCAUCAUUGUCAAACCUAAAGGAUCUCACUUUUAUUAACUUCAGUCACAACAACUUUGGAGGUUUUUGUGGUAAAAUUCCUUUUUUGAGCAACCUCACAAAACUCUCCACAGUUGACUUGUCUUACAACCAACUCACUAGUCAAAUGUGUGAAUUCCAACCUAACAAUUCACUACAAUAUCUUAGAUUGGAAAAUAACAGGCUUUAUGGCUCUCUUCCAAGUUCAAUCUCUAAUCUUGUGAAUCUUAUAGAGCUUAAUAUUGCAUCGAAUGACUUGAGUGGCAUUGUGGAAUUUGAUGAGUCCACAAAUCUCGAAGAACUUGAAACCCUUGACGUUUCAAACAAUAGUCGGUUUUUAGGCAUCAAAAGCAACUCGAACCAUACCUUCCCCUAUCUUCGGACAUUAAGCUUGUCUUCUUGCAACAUAACUGAAUUCCCAAAAUUUUUAAAAUCGUCAAAAUAUUUACGACACUUGGACCUAUCUUAUAAUGGAAUCCCCAAUCAAAUCCCAAAAUGGAUGUUUGAAGUUGCGGAGAAUCUACAGUUUCUUGAUCUUCAUGCCAAUCUAUUGCAAGGAAAUCUUCCUAUUCCACCUUCUACUAUGAUCGCCAUUUUUAUGUCGAACAAUAGAUUGACUGGGGAGAUCCCGUCUAUGAUUUGCAAUGCAAGUAACCUUGAAAUCUUGGAUAUCUCUAACAACAAUUUGAGUGGUAAGAUUCCACAAUGUUUGGGAAACUUUGGUCAUAGACUUUCAGUAAUGGAUUUGCGAAUGAACAAUUUCCAUGGCACUAUUCCUGAUACAUUUGAAAAGGAUAAUAGUCUAGCAACUAUUGCCUUUAAUCGAAAUCAUUUAGAUGGGAAAUUACCAAAAUCGUUUGUCAAUUGUACAAAUUUGGAAGUUCUUGACCUCGGAAAUAAUAAGAUUAAUGAUUCAUUCCCCUAUUGGUUGGAAGCCCUUUCGGAGUUACGGGUACUUGUCUUAAGUAAUAAUAGGUUUCAUGGUCCCAUAAGAAAUCAUAAAAAUAAGGGGGUGUUUUUCUCUAAACUACAAAUUCUUGAUCUCUCUCACAAUGAGUUUACUGGUCUUUUACCAAGAAUUUAUUUUGAAAAUUUGGAAGCCAUGAUGAUUAGUAAUGAAAAUGCACAAAAACCACAAUAUUUGGCACAGGAUUAUGGAAUUUAUGGUAAUAGAGAAUCUUCUGGACCUUCUCAUCCAGCUGUGAGAGUUGUGGUAAAUCGUGAAGUGCCUAUAGGUUCUUAUCAAAAUUCAAUAGAGGUGACUGUGAAAGGGUCGAAUAUAUACCUCCUGAGAAUCCUAACCAUCUUCACAAUGAUUGAUUUAUCAAGCAACCAAUUCCAAGGAGAGAUCCUAGGUGCACUUGGAAGGCUUAAAUUUCUCCGAUUGCUCAACCUUUCCCAUAACAGCCUAACCGGCCAUAUCCCAUCAACGUUGGGAAAUUUAUCAGCACUUGAAGCAUUGGAUUUCUCUUCAAAUAAACUCACUGGUGAAAUUCCUAUGCAAUUGACACUUCUAACAUUUUUGGCCAUGUUAAACCUUUCACAAAACCACCUUAUUGGACCAAUACCUCAAGGCAAACAAUUCAAUACAUUUGGUAACGAAUCAUAUGAUGGGAACUUCAGAUUGUGUGGAUUUCCAUUGUCAAUUAAAUGUAGCACUAAUGAGCCACCACCAACAAUAUUCCUAGAAGACAAUGAUUCAAUGUUUGCAGAAGGAUUUGGUUGGAAGGCCGUGUUGAUUGGCUAUGGAUGUGGAUUUGUGUUUGGAUUAGUUGUGGGAUAUGUUGUGUUUAAAACAAGAAAACCCCAAUGGAUUGUAAAGUUGAUUGAAGGAGAACGAGAGGGAAGGGUGACAAGGUGCAUCAACCAAAGACCCAAGCAAAGAAGAAGUUAAUGCCAUGUGGAUUAAUACUGUGCUAUGGAUUAAUGUGUGCUCUUAGGUACUAUUGGAAGUGAUGAGGACCCUAUUAUCUACUAUGAGUUGAAGAAGAUUACGAUCUUUGACUUACAACUGUUCAUCAGAAUGUUGGGUAUUAAGGAGUGGAUCAUGUUUAUAUGAAUUGUGGUGUUGUUUUCCUAUUCAUCUAAUAAUCAUGUUCAGAUUU
Messenger RNA from Quercus lobata, 3241 nucleotides. RefSeq names its product receptor-like protein 35. The record is from RefSeq and is a predicted model, not a curated record. NCBI's taxonomy places the organism in Eukaryota, Viridiplantae, Streptophyta, Magnoliopsida, Fagales, Fagaceae. The coding region runs from base 1 to 3030 and encodes 1009 amino acids. The transcript is spliced from 7 exons. Gene Ontology annotation, molecular function: protein binding.